UUUUUUUUUUACUCUAUUUAUUAAAAUGGGAGUUUCUUUACUUGCAUAUGUUAUUACUUUUUUCGUAUUUCUCUGUAAUUAUACCUUAACAAUUUGCUCGCUUUUAUUUCCUAAAUGGCUAACCUUUGUAACGCCUAUACCGUUUUAUAUGGAAACAAACUAUGGAUUAUUUCGACUUUGUAGAAGUAUAACAAGAGAGUGUCGUCCAUUUCCUUCAUAUGAUUAUGGAGAUUGUAAAGAAGAUGGAUUUUGUGAAUUAUGGCGAAUAGCAGCAGCAAGUAUGAUAGUGGCCGUAGUUAUUGGUGGUUUAACGAUCUUUGCAUUAUUAAUAACGAUGUGUAGUCAAAGACAUAAGAGAUCAAAAGCAUGGGCACCUAUUUCAUUUCUGUUUUUAAUAUUUGGUAUGUAAAUUUUUGUAAGGUAUAAAUUUACAUUUAUACACGCUUAUAUAUUCCCUGUUUAUAGCUUUACCUCAAGCGCUCUCAAUGGGUAUCAUUGCUUAUUUAUUUAAUUCAAGCGCAACCUUUUAUAUGGGAACAAGAUAUAAUUUCUCAUUUAUUCUUAGCAUCAUAAGUUGGAUAUUAAGUGUUAUUUUAUCUAUUGUUUUAUCAUUGAUUGCUAUCUUGAGCCCACCAGAAUAUGUUUAUACUGCCA
Messenger RNA from Cokeromyces recurvatus, 654 nucleotides. RefSeq lists its product as uncharacterized. The transcript is spliced from 6 exons. NCBI's taxonomy places the organism in Eukaryota, Fungi, Mucoromycota, Mucoromycetes, Mucorales, Mucoraceae. The record is from RefSeq and is a predicted model, not a curated record. The coding region runs from base 26 to 409 and encodes 127 amino acids.